Balaenoptera ricei (Rice's whale) is the source of this 5275-nucleotide messenger RNA. It is a transcript of the gene BRD1, whose product is annotated as bromodomain containing 1. The transcript is spliced from 13 exons. NCBI's taxonomy places the organism in Eukaryota, Metazoa, Chordata, Mammalia, Artiodactyla, Balaenopteridae. The record is from RefSeq and is a predicted model, not a curated record. Gene Ontology annotation, biological process: regulation of transcription by RNA polymerase II. Gene Ontology annotation, molecular function: protein binding. Gene Ontology annotation, cellular component: MOZ/MORF histone acetyltransferase complex. The coding region runs from base 714 to 4283 and encodes 1189 amino acids.
CCGGGAGCUGCCUGCCGUCCCGUUCCUGCACGAGGGUGUAAGUGGCUUGUCCAAAGCCAGGCGGGAAAGGCACUGAUUGAGAAGGUGAGCCGGCCCUGGGUGCCGACUGCCUCUCUCGUGGCCACAUGGCUUUUCAAGGUGCAUUUAUCAGAAGGAUCAGGAGAGGCUGCUGAUGGCCUCCUCGUGGGAACGCUUGGGCCAAGUGUGGAUGGAGCCCGAGGGCCAGAGAUCGGGAAAUGAUGGGCGGGUGAGGUGGUCUGCAGAGUGACCAGCGCUUUCUUUCCUUGUCACCAUCUAGCUUUCAAAUUGCAGAGCUGCCAUGGCCCUUUAAGUGCUGUGCUUCGGGUACUAAGUGUCCAGAGCUUCAGUGCCCUUCGGGAGAGUGUGGGUUUUGAAGGGCCAAUUUUGGUUAGCGCUGUUGGUUCUCUGCUUUCGAGGAGAAAAUUACACGUUCGCUUUGCAUCUGCUGAGUAACCAACUGUCGCUUCUGCCCCACCCCAGUAAGGACCCCUGAAGCUGUGCGCUGUGCCCUGGCGCACCGGCGUCCCCUCCGUGCAGGCUGUGGUGCUGACCGUGGGGGGGCCGUGCCCCUCUCCCCCAGAAGGGAUGGCGGGGCCAGGGCUAGCUGGGCAGCGGCUUGGCUGACCGCACAACAGGAGUCCAGGGCUGCGUGGGCCCCUGGAGACCCCUGAGAUGCAGGGAGUCAGUACCAAAUGAGGAGGAAAGGCCGAGGUCAUCGCGCUGCAGCGAGGCACCCUUCCUCCCCCGGCAGCACUAAGCACUCCCCCACGCGAGAGACGCUGACCUACGCGCAAGCGCAGAGGAUGGUGGAGAUCGAGAUCGAGGGCCGCCUGCACAGGAUCAGUAUCUUCGACCCUCUGGAGAUCAUAUUAGAAGAUGACCUCACUGCUCAGGAGAUGAGCGAGUGCAACAGCAACAAAGAGAACAGCGAGAGGCCGCCCGUGUGCUUAAGAACUAAGCGGCACAAGAACAACAGGGUCAAGAAGAAAAACGAAGCCCCGCCCGGCGCCCACGGCGCCCCCGCCUCGGCCGGCACGCUUCCCGAGCCCACGGUGCGCGUGGUGGAGUACAGCCCGCCGGCGGCGCCCCGGCGGCCGCCCGCGUACUACAAGUUCGUGGAGAAGUCGGCGGCGGAGCUGGACCACGAGGUGGAGUACGACAUGGACGAGGAGGACUACGCCUGGCUGGAGAUCGUCAACGAGCGGCGCAGGGGCGACUGCGUGGCCGCCGUGUCGCAGAGUGUGUUCGAGUUCCUGAUGGACCGCUUCGAGAAGGCGUCGCACUGCGAGAAGCAGAAGCAGGGCGGGCAGCAGUGCCUGAUCGACGAGGACGCCGUGUGCUGCGUGUGCAUGGACGGCGAGUGCCAGAACAGCAACGCCAUCCUCUUCUGCGACAUGUGCAACCUGGCGGUGCACCAGGAGUGCUACGGCGUGCCCUACAUCCCCGAGGGGCAGUGGCUCUGCCGCCACUGCCUGCAGUCCCGGGCCCGGCCGGCGGACUGCGUGCUCUGCCCCAACAAGGGCGGCGCCUUCAAGAAGACGGACGAUGACCGCUGGGGCCACGUGGUGUGCGCCCUGUGGAUCCCCGAGGUUGGCUUCGCCAAUACCGUGUUCAUCGAGCCCAUCGACGGCGUGCGGAACAUCCCCCCCGCCCGCUGGAAGCUGACGUGCUACCUCUGCAAGCAGAAGGGCGUGGGCGCCUGCAUCCAGUGCCACAAGGCCAACUGCUACACCGCCUUCCACGUGACGUGCGCCCAGCGGGCUGGCCUCUACAUGAAGAUGGAGCCCGUGAAGGAGCUGGCCGGCGGUGCUGCCACCUUCUCUGUCAGGAAGACUGCGUACUGUGACGUCCACACGCCCCCGGGCUGCACCCGGAGGCCCCUGAACAUUUACGGGGACGUCGAGGUGAAGAACGGCGUCUGCCGGAAGGAGAGCUCAGCCAAAACGGUCAGGUCCACGUCCAAGGUCAGGAAGAAAGCCAAGAAAGCCAAGAAGACGCUCCGGGAGCCCUGUGCGGCCCUGCCGCCUGUGUGUGCGCCCUACAUUCCCCCUCAGAGAUUAAACAGGAUUGCGAAUCAGGUGGCCAUUCAGCGGAAGAAGCAGUUUGUUGAGCGCGCCCACAGCUACUGGCUCCUCAAAAGGCUGUCGAGGAACGGGGCCCCCCUGCUGCGCAGACUGCAGUCCAGUCUGCAGUCCCACAGGAGCUCGCAGCAGAGAGAAAACGACGAGGAGAUUCAAGCUGCCAAAGAGAAGCUGAAGUACUGGCAGCGGCUGCGGCACGACCUGGAGCGCGCGCGCCUGCUCAUUGAGCUCCUGCGCAAGCGCGAGAAGCUCAAGCGGGAGCAGGUGAAGGUGGAGCAGAUGGCCCUGGAGCUGCGGCUGACCCCGCUCACCGUGCUGCUGCGCUCCGUGCUGGACCAGCUGCAGGAGAAGGACCCGGCCCGGAUAUUUGCCCAGCCAGUGAGCCUGAAGGAGGUUCCGGAUUAUCUGGAUCACAUUAAACACCCUAUGGACUUUGCCACAAUGCGGAAGCGGUUAGAAGCGCAAGGGUACCGGACCCUCGGGGAACUGGAGGAGGACUUUGACCUCAUCGUGGACAACUGCAUGAAGUACAACGCCAAGGACACGGUGUUCUACCGGGCGGCCGUGCGGCUGCGCGACCAGGGCGGCGCGGUGCUCCGGCAGGCCAGGCGCCAGGCAGACGGCGUCGGCUUCGAGCAGGCCUCAGGCAUGCACCUGCCCGAGCGGCCCCCCGCGGCCCCCCGGCGGCCUUUCUCCUGGGACGACGUGGACAGGUUGCUGAACCCGGCCAACAGGGCCCACCUGGUCCUGGAGGAGCAGCUGAGGGAGCUGCUGGACAUGCUGGACCUCACGUGCGCCAUGAAGUCCAGCGGGUCGCGGAGCAAGCGAGCCAAGCUGCUGAAGAAGGAGAUCGCCGUCCUUCGCAACAAGCUGAGCCAGCAGCACAGCCAGCCCCCGGCCGCCGAGUCAGGUACUGCAGGCUUUGAAGAGGACGGUGCUCAGCUGGGGCAGGAGACCGGGGAGGAAGGAGAUAAAUCUCCCCCUAAACUUGAACCAUCAGAUGCAUUACCUCUUCCUUCAAACUCGGAGACUAAUUCAGAACCACCAACCCUCAAACCAGUAGAACUCAACCCAGAGCAGAGUAAACUAUUCAAAAGAGUCACAUUUGGUAAUGAAUCACAUAGCACUUGCACUCAGAGCGCACUGGUAAUCGGACACCCUCCAGAGCCCACCCUCGCCAGUAGUGGCGAUGCGCCGGCGGCGGCCUCCGCGGUGGCGGAGCCAUCAAGCGAUGUAAACAGACGCACUUCUGUUCUCUUCUGCAAAUCGAAAAGUGUAAGCCCCCCAAAGUCUGCCAAGAACACUGAAACCCAGCCAACUUCUCCUCAGCUAGGGACCAAAACCUUUUUGUCUGUAGUCCUUCCGAGGUUGGAGACUCUUCUGCAGCCAAGAAAAAGGUCGCGAAGCACCUGCGGCGACUCCGAGGUGGAGGAGGGGUCCCCGGGAAAGCGCCUGGACACAGGUCUCGCCAACGGCUUCGGGGCCGCGCGCAGCGAGCAGGAGGAGCGGCCGGGCGGCGCCCCGGGGAGGACGGCCGCGCCCCGCCGCCGCUGCGCCUCCGAGUCCAGCGCCUCCUCCAGCAGCAGCCCGCUCUGCGACGCCAGCUUUAGCGCGCCCCCGUGCGGCCGGGGCAAGCCCGCCCUGGUCCGCAGGCACACGCUGGAGGACCGCAGCGCGCUGAUCUCCUGCAUCGAGAACGGGAACUACGCCAAGGCAGCCCGGAUCGCGGCCGAAGUUGGUCAGAACAGCAUGUGGAUUUCAACUGACGCUGCGGCCUCCGUCCUUGAGCCCCUGAAGGUCGUGUGGGCCAAGUGCAGCGGCUACCCCUCGUACCCGGCCCUGAUCAUCGACCCCAAGAUGCCGCGUGUGCCUGGCCACCACAACGGGGUCACCAUCCCGGCCCCGCCGCUGGACGUGCUGAAGAUCGGCGAGCACAUGCAGACCAAGGCGGACGAAAAGCUCUUCCUUGUCCUGUUCUUCGACAACAAGAGAAGCUGGCAGUGGCUCCCGAAGUCCAAGAUGGUUCCCCUCGGCAUUGACGAGACGAUAGACAAGUUGAAGAUGAUGGAGGGGAGGAACUCCAGCAUCCGGAAGGCGGUGAGGAUCGCCUUCGACCGCGCCAUGAACCACCUGAGCCGCGUGCAUGGGGAGCCGGCCAGCGACCUCAGCGACAUAGACUGACGCGGCCGUGGCCUUGUCCAUAGUGUCGAUACGCUGUACAUACUGUAUAUUGUUCACCACUUAACUUAUUCUGAUUUUUAGGUGUAGUUUAAUUCUUUCUCCCAGGGAGGGGGAGGUUUUAUUUCCCAGUUUUCUAUGAAAUCAUCCCCGUCUGGGCGCUCUGUGAAUGGCGUGGGCGCGUCCCCGGAGUGCAGCUCUGUGCCCCUCACAGGUCACUCCAGAGGGCGCUGCCGGCGUCACUUUCUUUGAUCUGUAGCUGGUUUUUUUCUUGUUUUUUUUUUUUUUUUAAAGACUUUUGAAUGUUUAAUAAUUUUGUAAAUCAUACUCUUUACACAGAGUACCACUUAUUUAAUAGAUGGGAUGUAAAUUUACAAUGACAAAUGUGUAUUUUAAGAAAGAAAAUGACAUUAUUUUGAAUGGUACUUUGUGGAAAGAGGUGGAGAAUAAAUUUAUGCCGCGUGCAUCACUUGCAAAUCACCAAAAACACUCCGCCGCCCCCGUGAGGGCUGGGGCAGGCGCCUCCCCUGGGCCUCGCCAGCCUCGACCACUCGCCAGCCUCCGCCUGUCCGCUCCAGCCUCCCACGGGUGUGCCUCCCAGCGGAUUAUUUAUUGUAGAAAGUGUAUUCAUUUGCUUUAUAAUGAAAGAUAAAUUUGCAGAAGUAUAUUGAUAUGCAUUUUUAUACAGGCACAUAAAAAUUCAACUUGCUUCGGGAGCAGGAUGUGUUGGUUGUAUAAAUGACUCUGGCUGUGUGUUCUUUGAUUUUGUAACUUGUAAUCUUUUGUUUACAAUGAGGGGCUUUCUGUAACUUGUUUAAUUUAGAACACUUUGGUAGCAAUAGAAACUUUGGAUACAUUUUUGUAUGGUACACGUGAUGUAUAUAGAAUUAGUACUUUAUUUUUAUUUUUAAGAGGUAAAGCAUUAUGUUAGGGGAAAAGGUAGGGUGGGUUUCCAAAGUUGCAUUUUUUAUAUUAAAAAAUAAAGUCAAGAUUUG